This is a messenger RNA of Ostreobium quekettii, 1074 nucleotides long. The record is from the annotation of a GenBank genome assembly. Lineage: Eukaryota; Viridiplantae; Chlorophyta; Ulvophyceae; Bryopsidales; Ostreobiaceae.
AUGGACAAUGACAGCGAUAUCGGUGUCAACAAUAACAAUGGCAACAGUGAUGGGGUGCACUGUGGCCGCAGCAGCAGGAGGAUCCUGUACAGCAAGGAGCGCUACAGCUGGGCGAUGGACGUCUUGAGGCACGAGCUGCGGCUGGUGGCAUCCUACAGGCGCCUGGAGCGGCGCAGCAGGGCAAGCGAGAGGGAGCUGCGGCGGCGGGACGCCAACUUCGCCGAGGAUGACCUGACAAGGGCGGCAUGGUUCUACGAGAACUUGACCGGCCUGGGGUGGUCCAUCAGGGAGCGGGGGGCGCUGGCCAGGGUGCUGCACCUUGGCCUGGUUGUGCAUGUUGGUUUGGUCAUCUUGGAUGGAUUUGAGCCUGGGAAAUUGACCUGGGUGCGGGCAUUAAAGGGAGAAGACGUGCCCAUUUCUGCCCAUUUGAGACAGCCAUCAGGUUUGUUGGGGCAGUCGCACAUGUUCCUGGCACGGGAGGACUUUGAGGAGGCAUUUGCGAAGUUGCCAUCGCAGAAGGCCAGCCGGCGCGGCGCACCAGAAGGCCAUCUGACCUGGGAACGGGUCAUGUGCAUGGUGAGCGCCACGAUCGAGCUGCACGCCCUUGUGAUGGCACUUUUUGGUGAUUCACCAGUUGUGUCAGACGUUGCUGGAGUGGGGGGGGUGGCGUGGAAGUACCUCUUAGGCACUUGCGUGGCCAACCACUGCCACAGGGACGAGAACCAGACCCUGACAGAUGCCCCGGGUACCCUGGCCAGCAUCGCUGACAAGUUGUCGCAGCGAGCUCCCUAUGGUGCCAGGCUAGAGAAGCUGCUCGGACCUGGGGCCCGUGCACAGGGCGCUUGGACGUGGAUUGUGGUUGUGUGUGGGAACAUUGCGGAUGUGGUGACCAGAGGAAUGCACGGGUCGCCUCCGGAGGAGGGCGGGGUGAUGCUGCCGCCGAGACUGAGGGAGGCAGAGUGGGGGGAGAGGAUGGCGGUGCUGGCGAGGGAGCUGAACGAGGCGAUCGGGGCAGCCUUGGAGAUUCCCAGGGAUGGUGACAAGGUCCCGAGGAGGCGGAGGAAGGGCUGUUGA